Molecule: messenger RNA, 216 nt
Organism: Linum tenue
Lineage: Eukaryota; Viridiplantae; Streptophyta; Magnoliopsida; Malpighiales; Linaceae
Source: the annotation of a GenBank genome assembly
AUGGAUGAGACGGGGGUCCUUUGCCGUAGCAUUAGUCUCUACGUUAAGAGUUCUGGAGCAGGUUGGUGGCAACAUAUUUGCAGGGAGGCCAACAUCGCAGCCCAUGUAAUGGCACAUGUUGAAACAAGGUGGGAUGAGAGAAUGGUUUGGAUAGAUGAUCCACCGACUUGUCUUAUUUAUCAGCUUCAGCUGGAUAAUGUAGCCGCUUUCAUCUGA